Stereum hirsutum FP-91666 SS1 is the source of this 386-nucleotide messenger RNA. RefSeq names its product NADH dehydrogenase alpha subcomplex subunit 2. The transcript is spliced from 3 exons. NCBI's taxonomy places the organism in Eukaryota, Fungi, Basidiomycota, Agaricomycetes, Russulales, Stereaceae. The coding region runs from base 56 to 331 and encodes 91 amino acids. The record is from RefSeq and is a predicted model, not a curated record.
UCGCGGUCGACAAAGUCCACAUUAUUCUGAAUACUCGAAUCAGAACCAGGUCGAUAUGUCGUUUGCUAGAGCAUUCUCACCUGCCUUGCGCGAAGUCCGUAUCCUCUGCUCUCAGUCGGGUACCGCCUCCGCCGGUACACGGCAAUUCAUCCAGACGAACUACUCUACCAUUAAACAACACAACCCAGACCUGCCAAUCCUGAUUAGGGAAGCGAAGGAUACGCCAGCACGGGCAUUUGCACGUUAUGAGCUUGGUGUGGAGAAGCAUGUAGAGUUGGACGGCCUUUCGUCCAAAGAUGUAGAGUCGAAGAUUUCGACGCUGUUCGCAUAGGUGGCGGAGUAUUGCACGCAAUAUAUAAUUCUGGGGCAUGAACAUUCUGGAGCCA